AGUAAGCAGCAGUCCUCCUCUCGGCUCUGAUCCCAGCAGAACUUCCAGCAGGACCGACGCGAUCUCCUCAGGAAUGGGCUCCUCUUGGGUUCUGCUCUGCGCCAUCGCUUUGCGCUUGGUUCUGCGGGGCGCAGCCUUGGAAGAUCAGCUCUAUGGGAUUCCCAGACAGCUGGAACAGCAACCAUUCCAAGAUCAGCGCCUCUUUGAGCAGCGUCCAAUCACAGUUGUGUUCGGACAAGAGAUGAUCUAUGAUGAUCAUUUUUUAAUGCAGGAAGAGGUUGAUUUGUCAAGUUUCACUGACCUCCACGAAGGGCUCCAGCGACCAAUAUUUCCUUCAUUUGAUCCAAAGAGAAGAGGGGUUUUUACAUCUGGAGUCAUGAUUCCAAGAGGAAGUCAACCAGCUGUUGAGCAAUAUCCUGUUAGCUUCCCCCUUAGCCAGCCGUCGGCUAACAACAUUGAAGCCAUCUGUGCCCAUGGAGAGCAUCGUCCUCGCUACCCUCAGUCGUACUUUCCCCCCUCUGGUUACAGCAAGUUAAAGCGCAUGGCUGCUGCUGUCAAUAAUGCAGAGUCCUGGUUUGGCAUUUGCUGUAAUCAAAACCAGACGUUGCAGAAUGACACGGUGUUGUGCUGCGCCACACAAGCGUGGGAACUCUCAGUGAAGUUGUUCUGUGAGGAGGACUCGUCAGUCAAAGAUUUACUUUAUGAAUGUUGCAAUAAAAGAGGCAGCAGCAGACUAAAGUGUUUUAAUGCCGAUUCUCCAAACCCAAACUAUGAACCAACAGAAGAGCUGCCAGUGUUGUCCAUCCCUCACGACUCAGAGUUCAACUUUGAUCCCAGCAACUGCCCAAGGAAACUACUGACUCCAAGAUCAACGACAAUAAACAAUAAAAAUGCAUUCAAGAAGAUUGACAUGAACUUUCCUCUUGGACAACCCACGGCGGACAACAUUGAGUCGCUGUGUCGCAGGUGGAGGCAGCGGCCCUUCUAUUCCUUCAAGUGUUUGCAACGUUCAGGCUAUGAGUUUGCGGCUCGACAAGCUAAGAGCAUCAACAGUUUGGAGAAGGAAUUCAGACAAUGCUGCACUACGAGGGAUCACAAGCUCAACUGUGCUUCUCAGAAGUGGCGUGAGAAGGUGGAGAAGUUCUGCUUGGUAGAGAAAAAGCAUACAAGCUUUGAGUGUUGCUCUGGUGAUGAUCCGUCUGUCUGGUCAGCAUGUUUCAAAUCGAUGUCUCCAGAUCCACACUAUAACACUUCAGCCCCUGAAGCGCCUUCGUUUAGUGAACUAUGUAAAAACCCUACUAUAAAAUACAGGCUUCCGAUUGAUUUUCCUCUUGAGACCUUUCCAAGCGAAUGCUGUUCCCUGUCUGUACCACUCAAGAGCAUCUGCUCCAAGGAGAAGCUCGGAGAACCUCCAUCUCCUGAUGUCAAAAUGUGCUGCAGGCUCCUGCACAACAUCGCUAAAGCAACUAACCCCAAGAAGAAGAGGAAAAUCUGCCCAAUACCUGUAAAGGGGAUGUCACUGGCAUUUAUCUAGUGAGGAAAAUUCCAUUUAGUCUUGAAUAAUGAUGCUUUGGAACCACUAGAUUGGGAUUUCUCAUUGUAAGGAAAUGAACUGUUCUUUUUGCAAAUCUUAUUUUUGGCUAAACUCCCAUAAAUAUCACUUUAAGACUGUUCAUUGUAUUUGCUGCCUCUAACAAUUCAAGCUUCACAUUAUUUUUGUGUUAAAUGCAAAUGUCAUAUACAGGUAAAACAUCUGCUAUAACCAGUUUUUGCUCAGCUACAUACCAGUGAGUAUAACGUUAAAUUACAGACAUGAUGUGUGCCAGUUCUGUGUGUUACUCUUGAUUAACAUUUUAUGAUUUUAAUUUCAAAUAAAUAAACUGAUGCUGUUACAUCAAACAUGAA
Messenger RNA from Oryzias latipes (Japanese medaka), 1905 nucleotides. RefSeq names its product extracellular matrix protein 1. Lineage: Eukaryota; Metazoa; Chordata; Actinopteri; Beloniformes; Adrianichthyidae. The record is from RefSeq and is a predicted model, not a curated record. Gene Ontology annotation, cellular component: extracellular region. Gene Ontology annotation, biological process: regulation of bone mineralization; signal transduction.